UUAAGAGGGGCAGACAGGAAGAGCGGUGCUCUGCAGCGCUUGUCAGAGAACUGGAGCAGGCUCCUUUGUGGGCUGGUACAUACCCCUCCCCGAGUGCACAGCAGGGACAUUUGAUCUAAGGGGUGAUUGAUAAGUGCUGGAGAGGAGCAACCAUCCUUCUCUCCCUCCCUCUUCUGUCUCCUUCCCCUCCCUCCUUCCUGCCAGAAGCGCUGCUGUGUGUGGUAAGCUGCUCCAGCAAGGAUCUGCCCGCCCUGGGGUGGGGGUGGGGGGGCACCGCCUGCGCUCCGCUCCUCGUUGCUGUGCCACUGCACAUCCAGCCCGACUGGUACCCGGGCGGUGCUAGCUCCUGAGCUUCUCAGAGUCGCUGAUGCUGCUGGAGCCUCGGGGAAGAUCUAGGCAGCGCUCUCUGCUCUCUCGAUGCUAAACUACUGGUGGACUGAAGAGGAGGGGAGCCCUAUCUUCUCCUGAUGUUUUAAAAAAAAAGUAAAGCAAUUUCUACUGCUAGCCCAAGAAGGGCGAUCUGCCUGAGAUUUCUUCAAAAUAUCCUAGGGGAAGAGGAGAUGGGCCGGAUUUAGUAGGACGACUGGAUUACUAAUGACUCCUUGGCUAGCUGUGACCCUCCGGGAAAUCAGGUGCAAGCAUGUUUGCCUGUAGGUACCUGAGCUGACAUCAAAGGUGCCUAAAGAUGCUGAGCAGCAUUUGGUUCCUCAGUGUGUUAACUGUGGCCGGGAUCUUACAGACCGAGAGCCGCAAAACUGCCAAAGACAUUUGCAAGAUUCGCUGCCUGUGCGAAGAGAAGGAAAACGUACUGAAUAUUAACUGUGAAAACAAAGGAUUUACAACUGUCAGCUUGCUCCAACCCCCCCAGUAUCGCAUCUAUCAGCUGUUUCUCAACGGAAAUCUCUUGACAAGACUGUAUCCAAACGAAUUUGUUAAUUACUCAAACGCAGUGACUCUUCAUCUAGGUAACAAUGGGUUGCAGGAGAUCCGACCAGGGGCAUUUAGCGGUCUGAAGACUCUCAAGAGACUGCACCUCAAUAACAACAAACUGGAGGUAUUGAGAGAGGACACUUUUCUAGGCCUAGAGAGCCUGGAGUACCUCCAAGCUGACUACAAUUACAUCAGCACCAUUGAGGCAGGGGCAUUCAGCAAACUAAAUAAGCUCAAAGUGCUCAUCUUGAAUGACAACCUUUUGCUGUCUCUGCCUAGUAAUGUGUUUCGGUUUGUCCUGCUAACUCACUUAGACCUGAGGGGAAACAGGUUGAAAGUAAUGCCUUUUGCUGGUGUCCUUGAACAUAUUGGAGGAAUCAUGGAAAUUCAGCUGGAAGAAAACCCAUGGAAUUGUACCUGUGACCUACUUCCUCUCAAGGCAUGGCUGGACACCAUUACUGUUUUUGUGGGCGAGAUUGUCUGUGAAACUCCUUUCAGGUUACAUGGGAAAGAUGUGACCCAACUGACCAGACAGGACCUCUGUCCCAGAAAAAGUGCAAGUGGUGAUUCUAGUCCUAGGAGCAGUCAUUCAGACACUCAUGUCCAAAGGCUGUCCCCUACAAUGAAUCCUGCUUUCAAUCCAACCAGGGCCCCAAAAGCAAGUCGGCCACCCAAAAUGAGAAAUCGUCCAACUCCGCGAGUGACUGUGUCAAAAGACCGGCAGAGCUUUGGGCCCAUCAUGGUGUACCAGACCAAGUCCCCCAUGGCUCUCACCUGUCCCAGCAGCUGUGUCUGUACCUCUCAGAGCUCAGACAAUGGUCUAAAUGUUAACUGCCAAGAAAGGAAGUUCACUAACAUCUCUGACCUGCAGCCCAAGCCUACCAGUCCAAAGAAACUCUACUUAACAGGGAACUAUCUCCAAACAGUAUAUAAGAAUGACCUCUUAGAAUACAGCUCACUGGAUUUGCUGCAUUUAGGAAACAACAGAAUUGCAGUCAUUCAGGAAGGUGCCUUUACAAACCUGACCAGUUUACGCAGACUUUAUCUAAAUGGCAAUUACCUUGAAGUGCUGUGCCCUUCCAUGUUUGAUGGACUGCAGAGCUUGCAGUAUCUCUAUUUAGAGUAUAAUGUCAUUAAGGAGAUUAAGCCUCUGACCUUUGAUGCUUUGAUUAACCUCCAGCUCCUGUUUCUGAACAACAAUCUGCUGCGGUCCUUACCUGAUAAUAUAUUUGGGGGCACAGCCCUCACCAGGCUGAAUCUGAGAAACAAUCAUUUUUCACACCUGCCUGUAAAAGGAGUUCUGGACCAGCUUCCUGCUUUUAUCCAGAUAGAUCUGCAAGAGAACCCAUGGGACUGCACCUGUGACAUCAUGGGGCUAAAGGACUGGACCGAACAUGCCAAUUCUCCUGUCAUCAUCAAUGAGGUGACUUGUGAGUCUCCCGCUAAGCAUGCAGGGGAGAUACUGAAAUUCCUGGGAAGGGAGGCUAUUUGUCCAGAUAAUCCUAAUUUGUCAGAUGGGACUAUUUUAUCAAUGAAUCACAACACAGACACACCUAGGUCACUUAGUGUGUCUCCUAGUUCUUACCCUGAACUACACACUGAAGUUCCACUUUCCGUCUUAAUUUUAGGAUUGCUGGUUGUUUUUAUCCUGUCUGUCUGUUUUGGGGCAGGGCUGUUCGUCUUUGUUCUGAAACGUCGAAAGGGAGUGCCAGCUGUUCCCAGGAGUGCCAACAACUUAGAUGGAAGUUCCUUCCACUUACAAUAUGGGUCUUACAAUACCGAAACAAAUGAUAAAGCUGAUGGUCAUGUCUAUAACUACAUCCCCCCACCUGUGGGUCAGAUGUGCCAAAACCCCAUCUACAUGCAAAAGGAAGGAGACCCAGUAGCCUAUUACAGAAACCUGCAGGACUUCAGCUAUGGCAACUUGGAGGAGAAAAAAGAAGAGCCAGCCCCACUUGCUUAUACAAUAAGUGCCACUGAGUUGCUGGAAAAGCAGACCACCCCAAGAGAGCCUGAGGUGCUGUAUCAGAAUAUCGCUGAGCGAGUGAAGGAACUACCAAGUGCAGGCCUAGCCCACUAUAACUUUUGUACCUUACCUAAAAGGCAGUUUGCCCCUUCAUAUGAAUCUCGACGCCAAAACCAAGACAGAAUCAAUAAAACCGUUUUAUACGGGACUCCCAGAAAAUGCUUUGUGGGGCAGUCAAAGCCAGACCACCCUUUGCUGCAAGCUAAGCCGCAAUCAGAACCAGACUACCUCGAAGUUCUGGAAAAACAAACUGCAAUCAGUCAGCUGUGAAAGGAAAUCAUUUACAACCCUAUAGCAUCAAAGGAUGCUUUCCAAACUGUUGGAAGCACUGCAUUUGCUUUUGUUGUGUCCUCCCUUCCCCAGUGCUAAUGGGAGACUGAAAGCCUUGGGAAAAGGGGUGAAGCGAUAUUGCUCUUGCAAGCUUUCCUUUAAAUUAUUUUUCUCUCGAUCUCCCACCUCCACUCCCCUUCUUAGGAGCCAUCAGUGAACAUGAAUGUUUUUACACUGCAUUUUUCAUGUAUAUUAUUUAGGUUUUGUUUCUGCUUUUCUCUCUUUUCUUUUUGCCAGUGUGGGAGUGAAAAGAAAUGAUAGUGAAUGAAGGAAUAGUAAGUAAAGUUUUCAAAUGAGAAUAUUUUGUAGAAGAUCUCCAAAGAUCUUUUGGGACUCCAACUUCUUUUGUAAAUAAUGAUCUAUGGUAUUGCUGUCUUCAGUUACCAAGUAUAGGCCUGGGCAUUGCUACUUUGUGUUAAAGUGCCUUUGCACUUAAGUAUAUUAAAAGUAUUUUAAUGUGUUGUAUUUUUUAAAAUUGAACUCAAUGUAAAAUAGAUCUAUAUGUCAGCUGUAUUAAUUAAGUCAAGGUACAGUUUGCUUGAGUUAUAGAAAACAGCCUGUCAUCAAACAAUUGUAGCUUAAGACUUUAUAGACUUAAAUGUAAAAUAUUUCCUUUCUUCUGGGUUUGUUAUAAGUGAUUUUAUUUAAGUCAAGAAAGGGGAUUUAACAGUGGACUAGAGGUAAUAAGCCACCUCUGUCGGUAUUAGCAAUUCAUUAAUAAAAUAUAUUUAACCCAAUAUCAGAGUGAAUUGAACAAUUAAUGCCCUUCCAUAAAUCAUUAUUUUACACUAACAUGGUCAAUGUUUUAGAUUAUUUUCCUAAUUAAGAGUGCAUUUCACAACUUGUAGUAUAUUUUUUCUGCAUCAAAUUAGAUAUUUUUAUAUAUUUAAAUGGAAAUCUGUAUUUCUAACUUUUUAAUUGAAAUUAAUAUUUUUUCUGCCUGUUGCAACAUUUUCUAUAAACACAUACCAGUAGAGGCCGCCACACACCUCAUUUAAUCAAGACACAAGAGCCAUUAAAUACCUUGAAGGAAGACUUCAAAGGUAAGAUGAAAACUUCCCACAUAAUUUCUCUGCAAAUUCAAGACAGCAGAGAUAAAAUUGCAUAUGUUACAUUUUUUGAGGAUCAAAAAUUAGACUCAAAAUUCUUUUCAAUUUUCACAUUUUUUGACAAAGGUAGGUUUUCCUCUUGAGUAUAAUUGAAGCGUUAAUGAGGUGCUAUCAAACAAAUGUACUAUUUGCAUCUCCAAAUUCAUUAAUGGUUACCUAAACCACAGCAGUAAGCAUCUUUUUUCAUUCUGCCUUCUUUGGGCAUGCUUUACUUGAAAGUUUUCUUGUUAGCUUGAGCAAGCUUUUCAUUUUGGUCUUAGCAGUCAAUUAUUUUAACUAACCAACUCUAUAUAACAUUUAUGAAACCUUAUUAGACUGUAAAUAAUUUUUAGAUGCAAUCAUUAUUGUAUGAUUUAAACAAACAGCCUUUCUUUACAACAAAAAAUAGUUUUGUUUUGUCUAUUGUAAAUCCUUAUGCAACUGGGAUGGUGAUCUGCAUAUAAAGUAGUCCAGCUUUUCAAUUCCUUAUUAAAGCAAGUGAUGGCAUCUGAAAGAAGCACACUGUUUCCUUUUCAUAAAUAGGUUACUGCACAUAAUAAUCCUUUAUUAUCGUGUGGAGAUUGAAGUGGAUCUUGAUAACUUACUUUUAAAGCUUUAAAAUGACAUUACCACUAUUAACAAUUCAUGUUACAGAAAUUACUGAAAUCCAAAUUAUUUGUAUUAAUAAUUAACAGUGCAAAAUUGACUUUUUAUCAACAGAAGAUAAUUGUGUCCAUAUAAAAAAGUAAAGGACACUGAGGGGCGUUUCAAAAUUUUAAAUCCCUGAAUAUCUAUAGUGACUGACUUACAUGUUCGCUGUUUGUUUAAAAGUAUAAAAAUUGCCAUUUAAAUUCACUAACUUACAAUUGAAAAUGGUGGGUCAAAGUGAUCUACACAUAUGUUAAUACAGAAAUUUUACAUUUCAUACAAAAGGAACUAGAGUACUGAGUUAGUGUUUAUUGGGACAUGGAGAUAGCUCCUGGAAACCACCUCAUCUUUGAGUGACAUACACACAUACACACACACACACAUACACACACACACACACACACACACACAAUAGAAGUUUUAAAAGUUGCUUUUAUAGUGCUCGAUACAUGAUACAGAGACAGUUAUUUGGGGAAGCCAUUAUGAAGUUGAAUCAGCAUAUAUCAUAUUAAACAUAGUUUUUAGGCUUUAACUGUGACUUGAUCUAUUAAUGACAUGGUUUUACUUCAGCAUUUUUUCUUAUUGUUCUGAAAGUAAAGCACACAUGUUAAUAACAAAAUUAGUUCAUUGAUCUUAAUGAAAUAUACUUUACUUUUCACUCAUUUUCGUGAUUUUUAAAGAGGCCUCCUGGAAGAACUCAAAUCCAUAAACUCUACAGCUCAAUAAUUACAAUUUACUUCAAUAAUUUCAUGCUUCUAGAUUUUUUCAUUUACUUUGAGUUUUGAAAUCAAGUCUUUCACGUGUAAUUCAAAUGGUUUCAUUUAAAAGUAUAAGAACCUUAUGUUUUAAUCUUUACUAUCAAAUGCAAGUUUAAUUAAUUUAUUGGCAUUCCCACUGGUUAUAUCCUGGUUUUCUUUAUAGGCUCACCUUUAAACCUAUUUUACUUUAAGACAUUAAUUUUUAACUCCUCCACCUGGGUGUUUUAUUUCCAUUACUAUCUUAAGAGCAGAUUGUAAUAAGUGUGAGCUUAGCAAGAAUGGUUCCAGGCCAGGUAAUGGCAGCCCUAGGACUAUGCCUGGAACAGAGAUAGAUGUCUGACCGUACAAAUGUUAAAUAGCAAUCACUCUAGAUUUUAAUGCCUAGUUAGUAGCUUUUGUGCUUCUGCAUAUACCAGUGGGUAAAUUUGUAUAAAAUUUGCAAAAAUACUAUUCCUCAGCCUUGACACCAUUGCCAGGAGUGUUUUGUAUAGACUUAGGCCAACCUGUGUGCCUUCUUUCCUCAGACAUUUGGUGAGUAUGAAAAAGACUCUUAAAUAUCCUCUUUGUCCUCUGACUAAUAAAGUCACUUAAUUUUUCUAAAUAACUAUGUAUCAUAAAGGGCUCUAUUUUAAAGAUUUUGAAAAGACACAUAAUGACUCAAAGAGAGAUUCUGCCAUUUCUCAAACCCUGCAAAUUCUUUAUGAUACUACACAUUCCAUAAUCAUACUAGAUUGGAUGCUAGUGAGCAAAGCCUUCCAGAUGGUUCUCUUACUGAAUUUGUUUCAUUCAUUAAUUCAUUUAUUCAGGCAUUCAUUCACUAUAAGUUGAGUGCUCUCUUCCCUGGUGCCUGGAUCUGCUGUGUGCUAAGGGGCCAUAGAUAUAAAUUAGACAGGAUCGCUAAUUGCCUAACUCCAAGCCUUCAUCCCUACUCCCACUGUUAUUAAACCCAUUUCUCCCCACAGAACUUCCAAAUUUGGCAAGGAGAAUAGUACAAAAAAAGAGAGCUUCACAUUAAUGAAAAUCACCCCCAGGUAGUCUCCCUCCAGGUGGGGAGAGUAAUGCAAUGCAGAAGGCUUAGUGUGUAAAUUCACUGAAGUAAAAUAUUGAACUGAUAAAUCAAUCAUAAGUAGAUUGGUUACAAUUUAAGUGCUAUUAACACAUCUUUGGAAUUAUGUAUUUAAAAUGGGACAAUCCCACUAAAAUAAAACAAAUCACAGCAGAUUUAGGCUCAAUGUUAUCGCCUGACGAUAGCUAUAUAUUUGUGCUAUCUACAUCUACUUUGUAAAGUUGAAUACCAAAAUUGUAAAUAUAAAGAACACUGAUGUACUUCAAUUUUAUGGAAUAUUCAUGUUUUAGAGGCAAUAUUUACUUUCUAUUUUAGUGGCUUAAACGGUAAUCUUUCAGCUCACAUGCCUUUUAUGGACACAAUAAGAGACUUAAUUGUGUAAGAGAGAUUGAAGUACUUUGUAUAGCUCUACUUUGCUCCUCAAAAUGGUUGUGGGAAAAGUAGUGUAUAAACUGAAGUUUUAUAAAUCAAAUUGUAUUUUAAGUGCAUUAAGGGAGCUGCCACUUAAAUAAAACUUGGGAAUCUCUUUAUGAGGCAAAAGACCAUUUUAUAAUGCAAACAACCACUCUGUUUUGUAUGUUUGGAUUUUCAGUAUCAAUUUCGCUUAAAACCAAGCUCACAUGCAAAAUAAGAGUAUGUUUUGUCAGUGUUACUUGUACUAUCCAUUUCUUGGUUGCUAAGGGCUUAUACUUGAAAGUCUACUUGCAGUUUAAUGUGAAUUGAGCUGUCUACAAUUUUUAUGACGGCACAAUAGCAUUAGUGAAUGUCUGGACUAGCAAGCCCAUUUCAAAUCAAAUGAACACCGGACUACUGCUCAGCAGUGUCUCCCCUCCCAAGACCUUAUUUACUUAGAGGGUAGACUAGCUCCUGUAUUCACAUACUAUGAAGUGCUUAGAGAUACAGGUUUUAUAAAAAAAUAAUGUUACUAUGUAAACAUACUGAAUUGCAUGUGUGUUGGAAAUUUUUAGCAGUAUUUCAGCUUGAAAGUAUAUGUAUAAAUUCUGUUAGACUUAGUUACAAAUAAUUGUCCUCAAGUUAUUGGAAUAAAUGACAAAUGAAGCAAUUUAUUAUGUAAAUAGACUCUUGUGCCAAAUAGUGACUUUGUUUAAGAAAAUAAAUGACAUAUUUUGGGCUGUUAAUAGGCAAAAUGAAACACCGAAAAUGUGAUCAAAUGAUACUGUAUUUUAUUGGAUAAACUGUUUAGUUAUUUUAUGCUAUAGUUAGAUUUCAGUUAAUAAAUAAAUAUUCACUAAAAAUGCA
Molecule: messenger RNA, 8106 nt
Organism: Mesocricetus auratus (golden hamster)
Lineage: Eukaryota; Metazoa; Chordata; Mammalia; Rodentia; Cricetidae
Gene: Slitrk2
Product: SLIT and NTRK like family member 2
Exons: 4
Coding region: 686-3226 (846 amino acids)
Biological process (GO): positive regulation of synapse assembly; regulation of presynapse assembly; axonogenesis
Cellular component (GO): membrane; glutamatergic synapse
Molecular function (GO): protein binding
Source: RefSeq, a predicted model, not a curated record